Coccidioides immitis RS is the source of this 3283-nucleotide messenger RNA. RefSeq names its product MYND domain-containing protein. The coding region runs from base 705 to 2522 and encodes 605 amino acids. Lineage: Eukaryota; Fungi; Ascomycota; Eurotiomycetes; Onygenales; Onygenaceae. Gene Ontology annotation, cellular component: MUB1-RAD6-UBR2 ubiquitin ligase complex. The transcript is spliced from 2 exons. The record is from RefSeq and is a predicted model, not a curated record. Gene Ontology annotation, biological process: establishment or maintenance of cell polarity; ubiquitin-dependent protein catabolic process.
CAUCUCCUCUAUGUCUUUCUUCCCUCACCCCCUCUCUCUAUUUGAUAUUCUUUCAUUCUACGCCGAUUUUUGAACCUUUCCUUCUUUUCCAUUCCACUCCGCUCGUACCGCUUCUCACAGCCGCCAGUGCCUGAUUCUUCGCCGCCGCGCCGCCGCCUCCUCCUCAUUCUCCUCCGCUCGCUAAGCCGUCAACCCCCUAAACCUGCUGCUCAUCUGCAACUUGAGACCUUGGUGGUGGCAGCAAUCUAUCAUUAUUCAAGUUUUUCGACUUCGACGACCUCGAGAUUGCUUUUGGUGAUCCGUGUCCUUUUUUCUCCUGUUUCAAGUUGCAGGCCAACCAGCCUCCCGCGCUCCAUCUGAUUACAGGCCCAACCUUUCGACAAGCCACCUCGUUGACAUCGAACUUGUCAAAACAUCUAGAGUCUUACCGAUCCGCCUCCUUACUUUCAAUAAUAUGCCCUAAUACGGCCGAAUCUGAAUGUUCUAUGCUUCUCGAAACCUGCUUUAACGCCAAGUUUGAUUCAAGCCUCACGUUUUCUGGAACAAUACCCCUGCAAUCAUCGACAUAGUUUCAUUAAGAUCUUUCUUCUGUGGUUACUCUAGAGUGCCUUUUUUUGCGUCCCGGUUCUUGCUAAGCUUCUCGCGUUUAUCAUCUGAGUUCACUAGACCACCCCUUCUAAACGAUAGCCAGAUCCUCCGUGACGAUGCGGGAAGUCAACUUUAGUAUCCCGAGCGUCAAUAAGGCGGCUGUUAGCAUCACCACAACUCUAUAUGACCGACGUGCACUCGACUGCACGUCAACGCUUCCGCUUAUAAACUCUUUGAACCAUCUAGCAUAUCUCACGACAUCUUCCGCUCGUAUUCGAGAUAUCCUCACUGUUGAUGGAGGGAUCGAGCGUUUAGUUUGUAUCCUCAAAGAGGGACGCAGCAAAGAUUUGAUGGAAAUGUGGAAGUGGAAUCUUGCCUUUCAGUGUAUCGUGAAUAUCGGUGUACGAGGCUCCGAGAAUGUGCGAACAAGAGUUGUGGAGGCUGAUAUGGUCCCGGUGAUUGCGACUAUUCUCGAUAACUAUAUCCAAGUUGUCGAUAAGAUACGAAGCGCGACCGACGCAGAACCCCAACGGAGUUCUGCUAAAGCCCACAAAGCUCAACCGCGUCCCCGGGAACAAGUCAUCCGCUCGUCCUUGGACCGCUCAGCGGCUUCCAUUUCAGAACAUCGCACGACUCGGCGGCAAGCACCCCCACCAUCAAUAGAAAUACCUCAUCCGUUUUCCCAAGACGCCCGUCAACCCGACGCGGGUGCCAUGGAAAUCACUCCUUCUCCGCAAAUGGUUCUAACGUCUCCUCCGGAGCGAACCAGUUUCUCUCGUGAAACACAUUCACACCGCACGCUUCAACCAGGUGGUCAUCGCCACAGGAUCAUACAGCCUCUUGCAACGGCUGUUCCAUCCAUGGAUACUACCGAUGGCUUCGGUUUACGGCCGGUUCGCGAUGCAGACCGAUUGCCGUCACAGGUGCCCGGUUUACAAAACGGGCUUACCUCCCAACCGGACUCCCCGACCACUCCUCACACCGCUGUUGAAGCACAGUCAAUCCCACAAUUCACCCCAAGAGCAAGACGGCGCCCCUCCGUUCGUCAACAGCGUUCAACAUCUGGCGAAUCUGACGAUGGAAAUACUGAAGAUGUUGUUAUGGGUGAUGACUCUGCUGAGCCAAAUGUUACUGAAUCAAUCGUCGGACUUCAAGCUGGGAUGGAAAUCGAAAGUGUCACGGACCAGGAUGCUAUCAUGAAUGAUGGCACAGACUCUCACGGAAUUGCGCUUCCGAAUCCUUCGGAACAAGCUGAUGCGGAGACAUUUAAUAUCACACACCGAUCCGUCCCUGACGGCAGCCUGAUGAAUCCGGCAGCACAACAAGCGAACGGUGCGAUCACCCUUUCUCCUACCCGUACAGCCGUCGCUACGGCGACACCAGCGGCCAAUCAAAUACCAUAUCCUUAUUACCUUCGUGACCGCACUGUGCCAAACGCCGUUUUAGCGGCGAUGCCUCGGGAUGAGGAUGUGCUUAUGGCACUCCAACUUUUAGCCUAUGUUUCCAAAUACUGUAGCUUGCGGUCGUAUUUCCAGAAUACGCAUCUUGUCCCUAAAUUAAAGAUCGGAAAGGAUAUCCACCUUGUGGACGACCCUAGCGGCUUAUUGGUGCCCCCGACAGAACCCACUGAGGAAACAGAGGAGUAUUUGUUGCCUGACGAUUUCAACAUUUUUCCUCUUGUUGAGAAAUUUACUGUCCGACAUCACACCAAGGAAAUGCAGUACUGGGCCUGCGUGGUGAUGAGAAACCUUUGCAGAAAAGAUGAUUCACGUGGUGGCAUCCGGCAGUGUGCUUAUUAUAAAUGUGGGAAAUGGGAGGAAUUCCAAAGGCAGUUUGCCAAGUGCCGUCGCUGCCGGCGGACAAAGUACUGCAGCAAGGAAUGCCAGAAGAACGCCUGGGUCUACCAUCGGCACUGGUGCCACAGCUCACCCUAAUCCAUAGACAGCAUGGUGUUCGUCCGCCUACUACUGUUCUUAUCAUAUACCCUCUGGCUUAUACAUUCUACUUUGCAUUUGCAAUCUUGACAUUGAACGGUGCGCUGGCAUUGCGGUAAUACCCCAACAAUUAGUCCUUUCUCAAGUUUGAUGUUUUCACUCAAGCCUGAUACCAUGACGAAAAGUCGCAUUUCACGAGUCUCCUUUGUGAUACCAAUACAUGCCACGAUCAGUAUAAUGAUAUUACUGCAAACCCUGCGAUUUUCCCCUAUUACUCAUAUUGAUUAGUAAAUUUACACAUUAUUCCCCUCUGUGUGAUUCCCAGAUUGACUUCUGUUCAAUUUUCUACUUCAUCCUGGGAGGUCUCAAGUCCAAUUCCCUCUUUUUACACCAAAUUCCUACUACCACAAUUUUCAAACGCAUUUGGCUGAUAGCGUUCAAUCACACUCCCCAAUAAUUUUCAUUUGUUUGUUUUUUUUUUCCCUUGUGUGCAGCUGUGCUUUCUGAAAUUUGAUACCUUAGUAUAUUACCACUCACAUACUUGAUACUUUUUUGUGUUCUAGUGAAUUUACCCUGGUUGGUUUAUGUCAAACUCUUGUCUGUUUUGAACAUAAUGCCUGCAUAGUAUUCUCAUAUGGGUAGAUCGUAGGCUUUGGGCUUUGUUAUACGUCAGUUGGGAUAUAUCAAGCAAACUCUUGAGGCUAUCUAUGCGAUCAGAUAUAUAUUUAUAUUUAUUCCAAUCUUACUUAUACUCAUUUGGA